Molecule: messenger RNA, 681 nt
Organism: Rotaria sp. Silwood1
Lineage: Eukaryota; Metazoa; Rotifera; Eurotatoria; Philodinida; Philodinidae
Source: the annotation of a GenBank genome assembly
AUGAUAACGUAUGUUACUGCUCAACAAACUUGUCAGUUAACUGAUCCGGAUAUUCUUGGACCCUACUAUCAUCCUGGUGCACCUGCAUCUAAAGAGCAACUUUGCGCCAAUUUACCGGCACAUGAUCGAUUGAUUUUAACUGGACAAGUACUCGAUUACGAAUCGAAAUGUGCACGUGGUGUUCCCAAUGUGAAAUUGGAUUUAUGGCAGGCUAAUUACAAUGGUGUGUAUUCUGGUGGUCAGAAUGCUAGUGAUUGGUGGUGUCGAGGUAUCAUUAACACAGAUUCCAAUGGCAAAUUUCGUAUUACUACUCUGUUCCCUGGCCGUUACGAUGACGGUGGUUACCGUCCGGCUCACAUUCAUUUCAAGGUUACUGCUGACGGUUAUCCAACAUUAGUAACCCAAUUGUAUUUCAAUCUUGAUUAUUAUCUCUCACCACGUGAUUCAUGCACACGCUGUCGUAGUGAUGCCAAAUCGUUGGUGGUAUCAGCCGUACAUCGUGAUGAUAUCAAAACGUUCGAAGGUAAUUGGAAUAUUGUCUUGUCGAAAACUCCAAGAGCUGUCUCACGAACGAUAACACGUGAAACAUUGAACCGAGGCUCGUAUAUUCACGUGAAAGAACAUAUCAUGCACUCGCGUCGCCCAACAACUAUCGGUGACUUACUCAAUAUGGGACAGUAA